Molecule: messenger RNA, 1055 nt
Organism: Lolium rigidum
Lineage: Eukaryota; Viridiplantae; Streptophyta; Magnoliopsida; Poales; Poaceae
Exons: 3
Coding region: 25-849 (274 amino acids)
Source: RefSeq, a predicted model, not a curated record
AGUUCAAAACACAAACUUACUGCAAUGGUUAUGGAAGAAGCCAUGGAUAGCGACAUGAGCCUGUCGAACAUGGUGCUGAGCUUCUUGGAGGAGGGAGAGACGGAGAGAUGGCCGGAGGAGAACGACGACGGCGAGGAGGAGGGGUCCAGCGGCGGCGGCACCGCCGAGAGCAAGGCCUUCUGGCAGGCACAGCACUCCCAGCUCCAUGAGGCUCUGUCCAAGACGAGCACGGCCGAGAGCAGGAUACGGGCGGUGGCGGAGGACGCCAUGGAGAAGACGCGCGCAGUCUGCUCCUGCGCGAGACGGGCGGCGGCCGGCGACUGCCGGAGCUGUCUCCUACGGCGCGUCUCCGAGCAGCUCCGCGACGCCGGAUACAGCAGCGCUAUCUGCAGGUCCAAGUGGACGCGGUCCCUGGACAUCCCUGCAGGCGAGCACAGCUACGUGGAGGCGGCGGUGCAGACCCGGAGCGGCAAGGCGGUGCGGGUGGUGGUGGAGCCCAGCUUCCGCGCCGAGUUCCAGAUGGCGCGCGCCGGCGCCGACUACCGCGCGCUGGUGGCCGCGCUCCCGGAGGCCUUCGUCGGCCGCGCCGACAGGCUGCGCGCCGUCGUCAAGGCCAUGUGCGCCGCCGCAAAGCAGUGCAUGAAGGACAACGGCAUGCACCUGGGACCCUGGAGGAAGCACAAGUACAUGCAGUCCAAGUGGGUCGGCACGCCACAGCGCGACGCGGCGGCGACGGCGGCUGACUCGGUCACGGCCGGGACGUCGCUGUCGCCGGAGAAGCAGCCCAAGUUCAGGGCGUCCAUGCUCAGCUUCGACUUCGGCCGGGCCGCCGCGGUGGUGGUUGCGUGAUGCCGUGACGCAGGCGACAAGAGAAAUGCGUGAUGUAUGUUAUCCAUGUUGUUAUGCACCGGCCUUAUGCCCAUGCCGCGGGAGCUGUAGUAGAGUGUACAUGUACAGGGGACGUUGUCUGCAAACUGCAACAUCAUGAAUCUGUUCUUGAGAAGGAGAAAUCCGCCGAAAGAGGAUAAAAGUAGAAACGAAAUCCAAUUUUCACA